Molecule: messenger RNA, 3518 nt
Organism: Leptopilina boulardi
Lineage: Eukaryota; Metazoa; Arthropoda; Insecta; Hymenoptera; Figitidae
Product: CTD small phosphatase-like protein 2
Exons: 8
Coding region: 308-1951 (547 amino acids)
Molecular function (GO): phosphoprotein phosphatase activity
Source: RefSeq, a predicted model, not a curated record
UGACAUUUAUUUUUUCGACAUUAAAAAAAGGGUUUAAAAUUGAUAGCAGUUAAUUGAAAAUAGUGAAAAUAAAAAAGAAUUGUUUUAAUUAAAACAUGUAAAUCGAAAUGUUAUUGAAUUUGACUUCGUUUUCAAUGAGUGACGCCGCAGCCAUGUUUGUUUUAGUUUUCGGGGGGAUGAAAAGUGAACGCUAGUGUGUGUCGUUUUAAAUAAAAAAGUUUUGAUGGUUUAUUAGAGUGAAAUUGUUUUUGAAUGGCUGACAAUAGUACCAAUAAACUUUCAGUGAUGGGAAUUUAAUAGAAGAGAGAUGUGGUUAAGAAGUGAACAUGUGAGUCGAAGGCUGAGGGGACGUUUAGGGACAAAUAGUGUCCAAGGAUCAAAAGUUUCUGUAAGACGAGUUCAAACUGGUGCUGUGAGAAAAGUACCAGCUAUCAAUAAUAGUAGUCAACGUGUUAAUACUUCAAGUCGUUGCGGUAGAUUAUCACGUUGGAGGCGACGUUCACCAAAUUUUCUCAAAGAGACUUGUAAGGAAAACGUUUUACAUUUUGCUAAAGCAGCGCCAAUAAGACGCGAGCGAGGACCUCGUCGUCGAAAAUGUAUCAAAAGAUCAAUGGUAACGUCAACGCCAUUACAUCGUUCUGCACCUAAAGAUGUAACAAUUCCUUCAAAGUCAACAAAAGUAUCGAAACCAGAUGAGACAAAGGAAAAUUGGAGUAUCUCUACGUUAUCAGUUUAUCAAGCUCCGUUAACUAUUACAGAAUCAGUGAAUCCCGCUUCUUCUCAGGAUAAUAAAAUUUCUUCCAAUGGUCUAUCAUUGACUGAAAUAAUGCCAUCAUCAACCGAAGGACCACAUAACGAUCUUUCGUACCUCUUGGACGAAGAGGGAAAUAGAACCAGCGAUAUUCUUUCGCUACAUUAUUCAGCGUGUACAACAAAUGAAACUUCCGAGGAAUAUUACAGUGUAAUGCAUUCGUCUUCAAUGUACAAUAAUCGUUCAUCAUUUCCAACUGAAAGAUAUUUUCCAAAUUCAAAGUUUUCCUUUAUCAAUAAUAAUGAGAAUAAUAGUGAAAAGAACAUUGAUAAUGAUGAGUCUUCUAAAUAUGAGUCUACCAUGUAUUCGAGCUCAAAAUAUAGCAAUAGUAUUUAUUCAAUUAAUUCAAAUGAUGAAAAUUGUGAUGAAAAAUACAAUAAUGCCGAAGAAAUUGAAGGUGAAUAUAAUGAUGUGAAAUACAUUGAGGUUGGUGGUGAAGAAAUUGUUGAAAGUUGCGAUGUUGAUACAAUGGUGACACAUGUACAAGAUGAUUGGGAACCAUUUGAUCCUUAUGUAUUUAUUAAACAUUUACCACCAUUAACACCGGCAAUGCGCGCAAGAUGUCCAGCUCUUCCUCUUAAAACACGAAGUAGUCCAGAAUUUAGUUUAGUUUUGGAUUUGGAUGAAACACUUGUUCAUUGUAGUUUACAAGAACUUUCCGAUGCGGCAUUUCGUUUUCCAGUUGUAUUUCAAGAUGUCACGUAUACCGUUUUCGUGAGAACUCGGCCAUUUUUUCGUGAAUUUUUAGAACACGUAUCAUCAUUAUACGAAGUGAUUUUAUUCACAGCCAGUAAACGUGUUUAUGCAAAUAAAUUGAUGAAUCUUCUCGAUCCAACAAGAAAAUUAAUUAAAUAUCGUCUAUUUCGAGAGCAUUGCGUUUGCGUUAAUGGUAACUACAUAAAAGAUUUGUCUAUUCUUGGAAGAGACUUAUCAAAAACUGUGAUCAUCGAUAAUAGUCCACAAGCAUUUGGCUAUCAAUUGGAAAAUGGAAUACCAAUUGAAAGUUGGUUUGCAGAUCGUUCUGAUAAUGAACUAAUUAAACUUUUACCAUUUCUCGAAAAUCUCGUUCACUGGGGUGGAGACGUUAGACCGCACAUUCGAGAUCAAUUUCGUCUUUUCAGUUUUCUACCACCGGAUUAACUUAAGUAAAAUUAUAUCCAAAUCUCGACUGAGAGGCGAGAAGAGUAUUUAUCAAUUUAAGCGAUUGUUGGUCAUUUAAUGGUAAUGUAGGAUAAAUAUAGAUUCUCUAAUAUGACGAUUAUUCGUCAAAAAGAAAAUUUCCUUCUAAAAACCAUUUUCGAUCAAAAGAAAAAUUAAAUUUUUCUCUAAAAAAAAAAGCAAAUUGCUUUAAAAGUAUUUUUUUUUAUUUAUUUAUUUAUUUAAUAAAAUUUUUUCUCAAAAAGGGAUUUUUAGAAGGAAAUAUUUUUUAUGCUUCAAUGGCAAUAUUUAAAAAAAAAAUAAAAAAAAACGUUGAUAAUUAAUUGCGAGGUGAGCUUUCAAUGGAAAUAUUUUUUUUUAAUUUCAUGAUUCAAGUUUUCUCUUCGAGACAAACUGGUUUUUGUUUCUGAGAUAACUUGCAUUUUUCUUUUAAUUCAUUAAACAAAUGAGAAUUAUUCCUGGAGAAAUACACACCUCGCAAAAAUAGUAAAAUAUCAUUAAAAAUUAAAAAUAAAUUUACGUAACUUGACUAUAAAUUGUCAAGAAUAUGCAGAGCGUCAUGUUCUUUAAAGCUUCCGAAAUAAGCUACAUACAUAUAUAUAAAUAUAUAUAUAUACGAUAUAUGUUUAAUAUUUUAAAAGCUUUUUUUUUAUAUAUCUAAUAUUAAGUACUUUAUAGAAAGACAUUUUUUUGUGCUAUAAUCGUAGUUUUUUUUUAAAUACGAUAAAAAUUUCAAAUAAUUUUAAGAAAGUCACAAACUUUAAGUUUUACUUUAAAAAAAAACUGUUAUUUUAAUGAGAUUUUUAUUUAUAUAUAUCAAAUAUAAUUUUAAUUGAAUUAUUUGGUAAAUAUUUUAUUAAAAAAAUAUUUAAAAUCUCUCAAAUUGAAAUUUUACAAAUAUUUUAUAUUUCAUUUAAAUAUUUCUAAUGAAAUUGAAAAAAAAAUGAUUACAAAUAUAUUUAAAAAAAAAAAAAUUAUAUUCAAAAUAUUAAUACACUUUAAAUAUAAAAUUUGAGAAUAAUUCAAUUAACAUUUUUAUAUUCUUAAAAAGAGACCAAUGAUCUGUGAGGAUCAAUUAAAUUUUUAUUUACGCACAAUUUUUCCAUUGCAUUUAAAAGUGUUUUCCUUUUUUCUUUUCAUCUUGUAAGAUUUUAAAUUUUACCGUGAAUUAUAAACGUGUAAAUUUCAUUUCAGUCAAAUAAGCUUCCAUUUUAUUAAAUUUUAACAAUUUCCAUGCACAAUAAUUAACAGAGCGAAUUUUUAUUUUCAUUUUAGAAACCAUUUUCUUAUAUUACAAUUGAAUUAACUUUUUGUUUUAUUAGAAUAGUAAAAAGUGAUUCAUAAAUUAAUUUUUUUUUUAUUAUAAAUAGCAAAAUAGAAUUUUUUUUUUAAUAUCGUCACGCGCAAAUUAUAAUAAUUUUUUUUUUUUAUUAUCAAUACCGUCACGCACAAAUAUGUGCUCUAUACACAUUUUGAAGAAUUCCGUUUAUAAGAAAUAGGAAAAAUAAUCUCUGUAAUCAAAAAAAAAAAAAAAAAAAAAAAAAAAGAA